AAUCAGCAGCGGCAACGGUGCAAAUGGAGGUGCCGUGUCCGUCACCUCGGGGACAUCCAGCACUGGCGCUUCUGGAGCAAUGUCCAUUGGUUCUGGUUCUUCAACUGGAGGGUCAUCUGGAGCUAUCUCUAUUUCGACUGGCCCUGCCACAGGUGGCACUGGUGGAACAAUCAGUGCAACGGUUGGCAAUGGAGUUGUGGGCAACGGCGGAGCCAUCACGUUGACUGCUGGUGCAAGCUCUGUUGCAACUGGUGGCAAGUCCUCUCUUCUCGGUGGAGCUGGUACCGUUGGCGGGAGCGUCGAUGUGACGGGGGGCGCCGGGACCACCUCCCUCGGCGGCAACAUCAACCUCUUGUCCGGCGCGGGAGCUGCCUCGUCCGUGAGCGGAGCCGUGUCGGUGAGCACUGCAGGCGGCAGCACGAGUGGCCUGAUCCAACUCCGGACUGGUGCUGCCACGGGUGGCCCCGGUGGCGCGAUCAACUUGUCCGUGGGUGCAGGCACGACAGGCACGGGGGGUGCUGUGGCCGUCAACAGCGGGGCCGGCGUCGUCGGGGGUCCGGUUUCGCUGACUAGUGGUGCCUCCACGGCGGGGGCAUCAGGGACCGUCACGAUUGGGUCCAGCGCAGCUACGGGCGGCAACUCUGGGGCUGUGUCGAUCAACUCGGGGUCGUCGACGUCGAGCGGAACAGGAGGAGGUAUUUCCGCAACUGUUGGAAGCGGUGUGUCUGGUGCUGGCGGAGCGAUAUUGCUUACUGCUGGAGCUAGCAGCGCUGCUGCAGGUGGUAAGACUUCUGUGACUGGUGGUGCUGGCACAAUUGGUGGAAACGUCGAGCUAACUGGGGGGCCUGGUACUGCUGGUGUUGGCGGCAAUGUUGUCCUUUUGAGUGGUGUUGGAACCGGUCCAGAUGUGAGCGGCAAUAUUGUGUUGAGUUCUGCUACCGACGCCACAAGUGGAAUGAUUUUGCUCAAUUCUGGCCCUGCAUCCAACGGUGCCGGCGGUAGCAUUCAUGCAUCAGUUGGCGCUGGGACAUUGGGAACGGGUGGCGACAUUAGUCUGUCCAGUGGUAAUGCCGUCAACGGUGGUGCUGUGACUGUCAUCAGUGGCAGCUCGUCUGCUGGCACUUCUGGCGCUGUGUCUAUCAAGUCGAGCCUUUCAGCUGGCGGCAACUCCGGCAUUGUGUCCUUGAAUACUGGUGUUGCGACCGGUGGUCAAGGUGGGGCGAUCAGUUUGUCCGUUGGCGACGGAGACACUACCACAGGCGGCGCAAUCACACUGACUGCUGGCCUUAGCUCAGCAGCAACCGGCGGAAAAGUGACUCUUGCCGGUGGUGUUGGCAAAGUUGGAGGAACCGUCGAAAUCAGUGGAGGUGGUGCGUCGACAAACACCGGUGGCAGUGUGAUUGUCGAAAGUGGAGUUGGGAUUGCCACAACUCCCAGCGGUGACAUCAAGUUGUCCACAACCGCUGGAGUUACAUCUGGUGCCAUUUCUCUCACGUCUGGCACUGGGUCAACUGGGCCAGGUGGCGCCAUACAAAUCGCUGUUGGUGCGUCGACGUCUGCGACUGGGGGUACCUUGCUAGUUUCUAGCGGGAACGGCGCAGUUGGCGGUGCUUUGACCUUGCGAAGUGGCGGCUCAUCUGCUGGAGUGUCUGGCGGUGUUUCUAUCAGCUCCAGUGCGUCCACAGGUGGCAACUCGGGCGCCAUCAGUCUCUUUUCGGGGGCUGCUACUGGCGGUAUUGGAGGCAGCAUUGCCGCAACCGUUGGCAAUGCUGCAACUGGCGUUGGAGGUGCAAUUGCUUUGACAGCUGGAGCAAGUGCUGAUCAAGUCGGAGGCAAAAGUUCGAUUGCGGGAGGUGCAGGGACCACGGUCGGCGGCAUCGUUGAGCUGACUGGAGGCGCUGGACAAACCAUUGGGGGGAACGUUCUGGUAACUGGCGGCAGUGGCGCAACUGGAGCUGGUGGAAACGUCGUAGUCACCAGUGGAACGAGCUCGACCUUGGGAGCCACGGGCGCUGUGUCAUUGACGAGUGCAAAUGGGAUUUCCAGUGGAACCAUCCAGCUCAACUCAGGAACUUCAAGCAAUGGUCCUAGCGGAGCCAUUCGGUUGUCUGUCGGCACUGGAUCCACUGGCACGGGUGGUAUGAUAUCACUCUCCAGCGGAACUGCAGCUGCCGGUGGACUAAUUUCCCUCACAAGCGGGGCAUCUACCAACGGAGUAUCUGGUGCUAUGGCUCUUUCAACAACCACUGCUGUGGGUGGUUCAUCUGGUGCCAUUCAGCUUACCACCGGUUCAUCAACCUCGUCUGGAGCAGGUGGCGACAUCAGUGCAACGGUUGGCAAUGGAGUUGUGGGCAACGGCGGAGCCAUCACGUUGACUGCUGGUGCAAGCUCUGUUGCAACUGGUGGCAAGUCCUCUCUUCUCGGUGGAGCUGCGCAGCUGCGGCAGGACUCAGCGGAACGAUUGUAUUGGCCACUGGAGCUGCCAACGCUGGCGCUGGAGGAAGCAUUCGAGCGUCGGUUGGUGUUGGGGCCAGCGGAACCGGUGGUGAUAUCACUCUGUCAAGUGGAAACUCAGUUGUCGGCGGUGCGCUGGAUUUCACGAGUGGAAGCUCAAGCGCAGGAGCGUCCGGCGCUGUGUCAUUGAAAUCAAGUGUAUCCACGGGGGGAGACUCGGGCUCGGUCGGUCUGAGGACUGGCGUGUCCACUGGUGGCAAAGGUGGUGCGAUAACAAUGUCUGUCGGGGCUGGAAACACUGGCACUGGCGGCGAAGUGUCGGUGACAUCUGGCGAAAGCUCUGCCGCUGCUGGUGGAAGAGUCUCCAUUACUGGAGGGGCUGGUGUAGUUGGCGG
Aphanomyces invadans is the source of this 2849-nucleotide messenger RNA. RefSeq lists its product as hypothetical. The record is from RefSeq and is a predicted model, not a curated record. The transcript is spliced from 2 exons. Lineage: Eukaryota; Oomycota; Saprolegniomycetes; Saprolegniales; Verrucalvaceae. The coding region runs from base 80 to 2644 and encodes 854 amino acids.